Priapulus caudatus is the source of this 5220-nucleotide messenger RNA. Its product is annotated as transcription elongation factor SPT6-like. Gene Ontology annotation, cellular component: transcription elongation factor complex. The transcript has 27 exons. The coding region runs from base 164 to 3925 and encodes 1253 amino acids. The record is from RefSeq and is a predicted model, not a curated record. Gene Ontology annotation, molecular function: nucleosome binding; histone binding; DNA binding. Gene Ontology annotation, biological process: nucleosome organization; transcription elongation by RNA polymerase II; positive regulation of transcription elongation by RNA polymerase II. NCBI's taxonomy places the organism in Eukaryota, Metazoa, Priapulida, Priapulimorpha, Priapulimorphida, Priapulidae.
CGGCCAUCUUCGAAUUUCUAUCAACAAAUGAUUGUUCUGGCCGUUAUUUCACAUUAUUUAAGUAAUUAAACAAAAAGUGAGACGACUGACUCUUGCUGGAUUGAGCUAGUCUGGGAGGUGCGCUUCGUACUGUGAUCCAUCCGCCACACUGCAAGUUGCAACCAUGUCCGGAUUCCUGGAAGACGAGGCGGAGGUGUCGGGGGAAGAUGACCAGAAGUCCGGAUCCGAGUCGGACGAGGACUCCGGCGCAGUGCAAGUGAAGGAAGUUCGUCAUAAAAAGAAAUCCAAGGCCGUGGUUGUAGACAGUUCCGAGGAGGAAGAAGAUGAUGAAGAUCUACUCAGAGAGGAGAUGAAGGAUCUGAUUAAUGAUGACGUCGAGGAGGAGUCUGCCAGCAGCGGUUCUGACGACAAUGCAGAUAGAGGCAGAAAGAGGAAGAAGCGUGGAAGUGGUGAAGAAGAAGAUGAGGAUGAUGAUGAUGAUGAUGACAGACUCGAAGAUGAAGAUUAUGACUUAAUUGAGGAAAAUCUCGGUGUGAAGGUCAAACGUAAAAAGUUCCGGCGUCUGCGCAAGAUAUCGGAUGACGACGACAGCGACAAUGAGGCGGGUCAUGACCUUGCGAAGGUCGACGACCGCGACGCCAUCGCCAACGAGCUGUUCCAGGGCUCGGACGACGACGAGUCAACGGCGGAGCCCCGGCGGCCUGAGUCAGUUCCAGAAGAGGUUGGGGAUGAUGAAGAAGGAGAGGAAGAAUCGGAUGUGGACGACUUUAUCGUGGAUGAUGAGGGUGAGCCAAUCUCGAAGGAGAAGACUAAGAAGAAACGCUACAGACAUGCCGAUGCUGCGUUACAGGAAGCACAAGACAUUUUCGGGGUCGACUUCGAUAUGACUGAGUUCGAUCAAUACGGUGAUGACGGAUACGAGGAGUAUGAGGAGGCAGAAUUGGAUUACGAGGACGAAGAAGUGGAGGAAGGAGAGGAAGCUACGCGGACGAAGAAGAAGCCUAGCAAGAAGAAGGCGAAAAAGAGCAUCUUCGAUGUUUACGAGCCGAGUGAGCUGGAGCGAAGCCAUUUCACCGAGGUCGAUAACACGAUCAGAACAAGUGAUGUGCCCGAGCGAUUCCAGGCAUCGAGUCGUAAGCUGUACAACUGGUUGAAGAUAGCGCCGUACCAGGCUGAGCAGCAGCUGGAGGACUACGAUGAUGAGGACUACGACCCCUCGCACGGUCUCAGGGUCAUCUCGAUCGCAUUCGUCCCCGAACUUGACAUGGCAGCAUUCGCAGCAUUUGUGGAUGGUGAGGGCAACAUGCAGGACUUUCUGCGGCUGUGCCAUCUGAAUAAGCGCAAGAACUCGUACCAUGAAUCGGAUAAAACCCUUAAGGAGACGGACCUUCGGUCACUGAAGCGCUUCAUCACGUCGAAGAAGCCGCACGUGGUCGUCGUGGGAACAGACUGUCGGGAUGCUGCGAUGAUCCAGCAGGAUGUGCAGGAGUUGGUCACCGACCUGGAGAGCGACAACCAGAUGGCGCCCAUCUCGGUGGAACUCGUCGACAACGAGCUAUCGGAAGUCUACUCGACGACGAAGAGGGCAGACCAAAGUUUUCGCGACUACCCACCACUGCUGCGGCAGGCGAUCUCACUGGCACGCCGCAUUCAAGACCCGCUCAUCGAAUUCUCGCAGAAAGUAACUUUUGAUCAGUUUUCGACGGCGGAGGAUGUCAUUAAAGGUUCUCAGCACAUGGUUGCGACGCAGAUCUCUCGCGAACCUCUAGUCCGACAAUGCGUGAGGCAGACAUACUACGAACGAGCCAAGAUCCAUAUUGCACCCACGAAGAAGGGAAAGAAGGAAAUUGAUGAAAAUCAUAUGCUCUACUCGCUGAAGUAUAUCAAGAACAAGCCAGUGAAGGAUCUAAAGGGUGAUCAGUUCCUAAAGAUGUCCAUGUUGCGAUCCAUUCAUGUUAAGCCAACGGAAGAGAGAGAACUUGAAGAGGAGGCUGACUGGAUUUAUAAGCAUGCUUUCUGCACUCCACCCAUCUCUAUACAGGACAUGUACGAUCAGGUAGAAGGCCUGAGUUACACAAACACAAAGGGACCGACUGCGAUCGGGAAAAUCCGAGAGGCGCUCAACUUCAUGCGAAACCAGCAGUUUGAGGUUCCGUUCAUCGCCUUCUACAGGAAAGAAUAUGUGGAGCCUGACCUAAACAUUAAUGAUCUGUGGAAAGUCUACCACUGGGAUGAAAAGUGGUCGCAGCUGCGUCGACGCAAGAAGAACCUGACGCGUCUGUUUGAGCGUAUGCAGCAUUACCAGUACGAGCAGGUGGCGGCCGAUGCAUGGGCACACUUUGAUGCAGGCAACUGCGAGGGGGCUGCAACCGGGGUCAAGGUCAGACUGGACAACGGAGUCACAGGAUUCAUUCCGAUUCGGAAUCUCAGCGAUAAACGAGUGGAAAAGCCCGAGGAGAGAGUAGCUCGUGGCAUGACCAUCCACGCCCGUAUCACGAAGAUUGACAUCGAACGAUUUCACGUCGAGGUCACGUCAAAGUCGUCCGACCUUCUCGACUCUGAAGCUCAGUACAAACCGCCGAGGGACCUCUAUUAUGAUGCCGACGCUGAGGAGAACGAGAUAAAGCGGGACGAGGAGGUGCGGAAGAGACAGCGGAUGCAGACGUACGUGAAGCGAGUCAUAGUUCAUCCAUCAUUCCACAACAUCGGCUACAAGGACGCGGAGAAGCUCAUGAAUGACAUGGACCAGGGUGAUGUCAUCAUCCGACCCAGUAGCAAGGGCUCAGACCACUUGACUGUCAUGUGGAAGGUUGAUGAUAACAUCUACCAGCACAUUGAUGUUCGAGAAGAGGGAAAGGAGAACGCCUUCAGUCUAGGCCAGAGCCUUCUCAUUAACAAUGAGGAGUUUGAAGACUUGGACGAGAUUAUCGCGCGUCACAUCCAGCCGAUGGCAGCGUUCGCCAGAGACGUUCUCUUGUUCAAGUAUUACGAGAAGGCAGAUGGAGGCAAGAGGGAGAUCCUCGAGAACCUUCUGCGCGACGAGAAGGGGAAAGCCACGACCCGCAUCCCCUACCUCAUCAGCCUCUCCACGGAUUUCCCUGGCAAGUUCAUGCUGUCGUACCUGCCACGUGUGAAGACGCGGCACGAAUACGCCACCAUCACCCCAGAUGGCUUCCGUUACCGUGGCAAAGUCUUUCAGACUCUAAACAGUCUGCUGAAAUGGUUCAAGGAACAUUUCCGGGAGCCGAUACCUGGCGUGGCGACACCUAUGAUCGGAGGACGUACUCCUGGACUAGACCAUUCCACCAUCCAGCGAGCGGUCAGCUCCCUACCCCCACAGAUGUACAACACCCUGGCGGCCGUUGCCGGGGCAACGCCUCUCGUGGGAGGCUUCAGCGUUCCGCAACAGCCAUUUGCGACGCCGCUGCCAGUGGCGACACCUAUGAUGACGCCAUCGUAUCACAAUCGGGUAGGACGAACCCCUAACGCCAUGGUGACUCCACAGUACCAGCCGUCGUCGCAGGGUAAUUGGGCGCACCCGGCGACGCCCAGGCACCACCCCAGCGCCACGCCCCGCACACCCUCGUACUCCUCGUCGCAGCAGCAGCAGCAGCACCAGCAGCAACAUCACCAUAACCAGCAUCAUCAGCAUCAUCAGCAGCGGGCUGCAGCACACUCCUCCAGCAGGCCUGGUGCAGCUGGUGCAGCCGUCGACUGGGGUAAGGCUGCCGCUCAGUGGGCUCAGAAGUCGCGCGACGCCACGCGCAGCACGCCACGACAGUCCCAGCGCCCGUCACCCCGCCCGGUCACCAAGCCGUCGCCGCGCGCGAGUCCGCGGCCGAGCCCCGCGGUGCAGCGCGAUUCCAGCUAUCGGUCGGAGUCGCCCCCCGCUGGCGACGCCACGCCGCUAUACGACGAAAACUAGACUGCGCGCGUGCGAGACGGGCGGGUGUCGAGGUCAGAGUUCGCGAAAAGUUCCCUACGAUCGUCGGAGGAGGAGCCUUCCCUACGAUCAUCGGAGGAGGAGCCUUUACGAAACCAUUGUCGAUGAAUGAAGACUGUGAAAUUUGGUAACCGCUCCGAGACUUAUGCGUUAUAGUGACUGCGCCUCAUGAUCACGUAAGUGUGGAAUAGUGGUCACUGCUCUGCCUUUUUCUAGGUUUCUGUAUUUAAAAUGUAUUUGUUUUGGAGACAAAAGUAAUUAAUUGCAGCGUUAAUCGUCGCGAUGGUUUUUACCUUUUUUUUAAAUAUCGUUUACACCCGAAAGAAAACAUUUCCAAAUUUAGUGCGUGGACUGUAGUUAAUGCCUGUUCGAUGAGGAUUGCAUAGCUGGUCAGUGCUGCGAAUUAAAACUGGAUAUUGUCACAGUGUGAGUGUGUGUGUUGACUUGUGGUGGGUGAUAGUGUGAGUAUAUCUGACCUAUGGCUCAUAGGCUGUGUCCUGUAUGAACAUGGGUGCAUGUGUGGUGUUGACGCAGGGUUGUGACAUGUAUGUAUUUGCAGGGGGAACGGUGAUCUCUAGUAUCUAUCCGUAUAGUAUCAGGAGUAAGAUAAUAUAGGAUAUAUCCUAUAUUAUCCUCCUCUAUUAUCUCCUAUAUUAUCUUACUCCUGAUAGUAUCUCUAGUAGUCAAACAGUAAUUGGCGUGGCGCAGGUCGUGUGCGUUUGGAUGUACAGUUGGUAAUUUUGGCACAUUUUCAGCUCCAUUUAUGGAACAAAUGCAAACAGCUCAUACGCAUGCUUCCAGGCUUCCUUCUGCCUAUCUUUGUUUCAACUGUAAACUGGUUGUUUAACUGUGUAAUCACUCAAAAGCUGCUAUAACUUGGUACUAGAUUUGUGUGCUAUGAGAUACAUACGUCAAUGUACGUUAAUAUCUGAUUACAAAGUGACGGAGAGCGAACUGGAUUAGCAUCUAGAUUAUUAUUUAGUAAGACGUGUCUAGCCAAAUUAGAAAAUCACUCGUUUAUACAUAAUGUGUUUGAGGGCAGGUGAUCAUAGGACGUGUUGUCUACUUGGUGCACAAAAUGUUGGCAACGAUCAUGAGGCAAAUGUCUGCAAAUUUUGCAAACUCAACUUUGAUUAUGUCAAAUAAAUACAUUUGUGGUGUCAUCUUAACGUUGUAAUAUGUACAACAGAGGUAAAGUGCUUGUCUGUGAAUUUAAGUGAGCAAUGUCAGUUUGUGACCAGCUUGUAAAUAAAAGCCCAUCAAGUGUUUGGAAUGUA